CACAGCCCUGCUUCUGCUAGGCUGCCCCAGCCACUGCUCGGCCGGCCACCCAGCCGCUCGGCCAGGCCUGCCGGUGACAUGGGCUUCCCCGCUGCCCCGGAGGCUGGCUGCCGGCGCUGGGGGCCUGUGCUCCUCGCUCUCUUCCUGGCUGCCUCCCGAGGUCUGGUGACAGCCUUCAAGAUCGCCACACCAUAUUCCUUGUACGUGUGUCCUGAGGGGCAGAACGUCACCCUCACCUGCAGAAUUGUGGGCUUGGGCUCCGCGGCCAAAGGACACGACGUGUCCUUCUACAAGACAUGGUACCGCAGUUCACGGGGAGAGGUGCAGGCCUGCUCCGAUCGCCGGCCUAUCCGCAACCUCACGUUCCAGGAUCUGCACCUGCACCACAGUGGCCACCAGGCCGCCAACACCAGCCAGGAUCUGGCCCGGCACCAUGGGCUAGAGUCAAUCUCUGACCACCACGGCAACUUCUCCAUCACCAUGCUCCACCUGACCCCACAGGACGACGGCCUCUACUGCUGCCUCGUGGUGGAGAUCAGGCACCACCACUCAGAGCAGAGGGUCCACGGUGCCAUGGAGCUGCAGGUGCAGAGAGGCAACGAAGCACCGUCCAAGUGCAUUGCAUACCCAUCCUCCCCCAGGGAGAGUGAAAGCAUCACAGCUGCUGCCCUGGCUACGGGUGCCUGCAUUGUGGGCAUCCUCUGCCUUCCCCUCAUCCUGCUCCUGGUCUACAAGCAAAGACAAGUGGCCUCCAACCGCCGUGCCCAGGAGCUGGUGCGGAUGGACAGCAACGCUCAAGGAAUUGAAAACCCAGGCUUUGAGGUCUCUCUACCUGCCCAGGGGAUGCCGGAGGCGAAGUCCAGGCCCCCAUUGUCCUACAUGGCCCAGCGGCAGCCUUCUGAGUCUGGGCGCCACCUGCUUUCUGAGCCCAGCACUCCUCUGACUCCAGCAGGCCCUGGGGAUGUCUUCUUCCCAUCCCUGGACCCUGUUCCUGACUCCCCAAACUCUGAGGCCAUCUAGACCAGCUAGGGGCCAGUGGGCAACUGUGGCUGGGCCUCGGGCAGGUGUAUGUGGGCCAGUCUGGCCCUCUGAGUGGUCCCUUGGCCUCGACCCUGGUUUCCUCCCUCCAGCUCCAGAUGCUUUGAGAUAUCCUGAUGGCCAGAUUCUUAACCCCUCUGGAUGCUACAUGGCAGAAAUGAGAAGGUGUUGGAUCACUCAGCUCCUAUCUCAAGAAUGGUGGGGUGCUGGGAUCCCAUCCAAGACCUGAAAUUCACCAGCUACAGGUGCCAAAUGAUCUACACCCCAGAAUUUCCAGCUCUGUGGCAGCCUCUCUGGAACAUGAGCCUUGGGACUUGACAGAUGUGACAAGAUGGACACUGAGCAGAUCCUGCAAUGCGACUCUCCCAGGAAUGAGACACAGGACUAGAUGUAGAGAGACUCCUCCCACUGUGUUGGACUGGCUCCCCCAUCUCGCCUGAGGCUGCUUAACUGUCAGGCUCACUCUCUGUAACCUUGGGGCUCGGGGCUGGGCCUGCCUGCCUCCAGGGCCAUGGGAGCCUUCCCAACUGCCUCCUACCAGUAACGUCUCCUAGGAGCUCUCAACAGCUUAAACAAAUCUGGGGCUCCCACUGUCUGCACUCUGGUCUCCAGAGUUCACUGGCCAGAGGCCCCAAAACAGGAAGUACACAUUGGGGCAUGGUGGCCAUUGUGAGCCAACUGGUAUCUUGGGCAAUGGAGGCCGGGACAGAGGUUGCACACCCACCACAGAUGGGGGUGAGGGAGAACCCAGGGCCUGCUGGGAAGCUGAGUGGAGAGGGCUCCACUAAUCCGUCUUCCCCAUUGCUCUCCUCCUCUGCUCAGUUUGGCUAAUAGAGAGGGUGACCAGAUAAUGUAUUGUCCAAACUGUGACACUUUUGACAGUGAAGACGGGGUGCUAUUAAAACUACACGGUAACAGGUGCAAACCCUGUGGACAGAC
This is a messenger RNA of Miniopterus natalensis, 1977 nucleotides long. It is a transcript of the gene VSIR, whose product is annotated as V-set immunoregulatory receptor. Gene Ontology annotation, biological process: regulation of immune response; negative regulation of alpha-beta T cell activation. Gene Ontology annotation, cellular component: plasma membrane. Lineage: Eukaryota; Metazoa; Chordata; Mammalia; Chiroptera; Miniopteridae. The record is from RefSeq and is a predicted model, not a curated record.